This is a messenger RNA of Danio aesculapii, 5857 nucleotides long. RefSeq names its product acyl-CoA dehydrogenase family, member 9 (gene acad9). Gene Ontology annotation, molecular function: acyl-CoA dehydrogenase activity; flavin adenine dinucleotide binding. The transcript is spliced from 18 exons. Bases 80 to 1972 code for a protein of 630 amino acids. Lineage: Eukaryota; Metazoa; Chordata; Actinopteri; Cypriniformes; Danionidae. The record is from RefSeq and is a predicted model, not a curated record.
AUGUGAGACGAAAACGGGUGAAAGGUGUUUCAGUCAGUCGUAGGGUGAUUCGUAAUUCGUGUGAGUAUCUACGUUGAAGAUGAGCCUGAACAAAUUGAUUGUUUUGUCAAGAUCUGUAAGGCGUGGGAGGAAUUUAUUCGCUGCUCGAGUCGCGCAAACAGAAGAAUGUCCUCAUCAGUUCCAGUCGCAGCGCUUCAUUAGGUCCAGCUCGAGGAGUUUGGCUUAUGCAAAAGAUCUGUUUCUGGGCAAAGUUAACAAGAAAGAAGUAUUUCCCUACCCAGAAAUCAGCAAUGAGGAAUUAGAAGAGUUAAACCAGUUUGUUCAGCCGGUGGAAAAGUUUUUCAAUGAAAAUGUUGACUCAGCGAAGAUUGACCGGGAGGCCAAUAUUCCCCCUGAGACUUUGGAUGGACUAAAAGAACUGGGUCUGUUUGGGAUCCAGAUACCUGAAGAAUAUGGCGGCCUGGGACUCUCAAACACCAUGUAUGCCAGGUUAGGAGAGAUCACGUCUUUAGAUGGGUCUAUUGCGGUCACACUUGCAGCACAUCAGGCCAUCGGCCUGAAGGGUAUAUUGAUAGCUGGAACUGAUGCUCAGAAAGCAAAAUAUCUGCCCAAGCUAGCAACAGGAGAACAUAUAGCAGCUUUCUGCCUCACUGAACCUGGAAGUGGCAGUGAUGCUGCAUCUAUACAGCUGAGAGCCACGCUAACAGAAGAUGGGAAGCACUACCUGCUCAAUGGCACAAAGUUUUGGAUCUCCAAUGGUGGAUGGGCAGACAUCAUGACUGUGUUUGCCAGAACUGAAGUUGUUGACAAAGAUGGCCAAAAGAAAGAUAAGAUCACCGCUUUCAUUGUGGAAAGAGCAUUCGGUGGAGUCACCAGUGGAAAACCUGAAGACAAACUGGGCAUCAGAGGAUCAAACACAAGCGAGAUCACAUUUGAAGACACAAAAGUGCCUAUCGAGAAUGUCAUUGGUGAAGUUGGUGAUGGUUUUAAGGUCGCCAUGAACAUACUGAAUAAUGGGCGCUUCAGCAUGGGUGGUGCAGGUGCAGGGGUGGUCAAAAAACUCAUUGAGCUGUCAGCAGAAUAUGCAGGCACAAGAAAACAAUUCAACAGAAGGCUUUCAGAGUUUGGAAUGAUUCAGGACAAGUUUGCCACCAUGGCCCUGAAUGUGUAUGUGAUGGAGAGCAUGGCGUACCUCACUGCUGGAAUGAUGGACCGUCCUGGACUCCCAGACUGCUCUCUGGAGGCGGCGAUGGUGAAGGUCUUCAGCUCUGAGGGCACCUGGAUCUGUGUGAGUGAAGCUCUGCAGGUUUUGGGAGGUCUGGGUUUCACCAAGAACUACCCCUACGAGCGCUACCUCAGGGACUGCCGCAUCCUCCAGAUAUUUGAGGGCACUAAUGAGAUUUUGAGGAUGUAUGUCGCACUUACAGGAAUGCAGUAUGCUGGUAAAAUAUUAACUGGAAAAAUAAAGGAGAUGAAGAAAGGAAAUUUAGGGGUGGUGUUUGAGAUUCUGGGGAAGAAAAUCAGGGACACGGUGCAGACGGCAGAUUUUGGACUCACCGGCAAAGAUGGUGUUGUUCAUCCCAGUCUACAGGAGAGCGCCAAAAUGUUUGAGCAGAACGCUGCAUGUUUUGGAUCCACUGUUGAAGGUUUGCUGUACCGAUAUGGAAAGACAAUUGUCGAUGAGCAGCUUCUGUUGAAGAAAGUUGCAGAUGUGUUAAUUAACCUCUACGCCAUGACAGCUGUCCUGUCCCGCUCCUCUCGCUCCAUCUCCAUCGGCCUGCGCAACCAUGACCAUGAGGUGCUGCUCACCAACACUUUCUGCAAGGAUGCUCAUUUCAAGAACAACUACAUGUUGAGUCAGCUUCAAAGAUAUUCCCCAGAGAACGAUGAUGCCAACAUAAAGAAGAUCGCCCAGGACGUCUUAGCCAAGAGGGCAUAUGUCUGCUCACAUCCCCUGGAAAGAACCUUCUGACGCAACCUUGUGUCUUAGUUUUAACCCAACAGAAGUGCUUUACCUAUUAAAUAUACUUAUGUUUCUCACAAUUUGCAGUAUUAAUUUAGCCUCAUUCUGCAAUUAAGUAGUACUUUUAUAUCAGUAUGUCCCAAUUUAGAGGCUUAUGGACACAGUGCAUCACAGCAGCACAUUGAAGGCUGUCCCAUUUGGAAACAUAUCUUCAAAAUGUGUCUUGUUUCCAGAUGACAUUUUUUGUGCAAUGGAGAUAACAGGUGUGUUGUUUUAUACUUUUAAAUGUAAGUUUUAGGUAUCAACUUGCUUAUAUCUAACAGUACUAUGUACAAAAAACAAUACUUAAUGCAAUUUCUUAUUGGUCAUGUACACACUUUAUAGUUUUAGGAGUGAUAGCUGUAUUUAAAUAUACAGAUGUGAAUUGCUUACUGCUUUUUUAACGUUUUGACACGCAACUAACUCUCAAAAUUGCAUGAUUGACCCAUAGAAACCACAGCACUUUUGAUAUUAAUGUCUCGCAUGGCAUUUUUGACUGAAGUUCUCUUACAGUGAUUAACUGAAUGUAGUUAAUGCCAUUGAUGAAGUAAGCAUUUUAUUGUGGUAUUAUUAUUUUGGUAUGUGACUUAUUCCAAGAAAACCAAUUUGGAUUUAUUCCUUAAGAGCUUUUUAUUAUUUGCUUUUUUUCUAGCAAUAUUUGGCAACCUGAAUGAGUCAAAACCUGUUGACAAAUGAUUUUUACUACUAUUAUUAUUUUCCAUCACACAUCUAAGAUAGAGACAACUCUGAUAUACAUCUAAAUACAUCACUACUGACUCAACACAAAAACAGUUGUGUACAUUGUGUAGAACUUUUGUUAGUGUUUUAUUACAUACAGUAUUAAAAAAAAGAGUUAUGUCUGUUACUUGAAUGUGGGAUAGAAGAAGGUGCUUGACUGAUUUGUGUAGCCAGAUCUUUACGGUUUAAACAAUAACACACAAUUACAAGCUAUAAUAAAUAAUACCUCAGUUUUUUUCCCUCUUCGUUUAUAUUUGUCUAUUUAUUUUCUACCAAUCCUUGUAAACUGCAGUGUUUUUGUGUGUGUCAAAAUAAUGAUAGUAAAGAUCUUUUGUAACUUAAAUCCAACACGUUAAAAUGCAAACCAAAUUGCUUGAUGAACUUUAUAUGCAAGCCCAAAUAAGCAUCAAAUGUGCAAAAUAAGCAGUGCUUAUAAUAAGUGUACUUGGCAACAUUUUGAGUGAGCUCUCAGAAGAAGCCUUAGAAACAUAGACAAACAACAGUGGUUUUUCCAACUGUGGUUUUGUUAAAACCAUCGAACUUUGUCACUGUAAUACUAUUUUAGUCAAAACGUUAUUGUUACUUGAUGUCAGUGCAUCCGGAAAGUAUUCAUAGCGCUUCACUUUUUCCACAUUUUUUAUGUUACAGCCUUAUUCCAAAAUGGAUUAAAUUAAUUUAUUUCCUCAUAAUUCUACACACAAUACCCCAUAAUGACAAUGUGAAAAAAAGAUUUUUUUUUAAUUGUUGCAAAUUUAUUAAAAAUAAAAAACCUGAAAAAUCACAUGUACGGAAGUAUUCACUACCUUUGCCGUGAAGCUCUAAAUUGAGUUCAGGUAGAUUCUGUUUCCACUGAUCAUUCUUGAGAUGUUUCAGCAGCUUAAUUGGAGUUCACCUGUGGUAAAUUCAGUUGAUUGGACAUGAUUUGAAAAGGCAUACACCUGUCUAUAUUAGGUCCCAGGGUUGACGGUGCAUGUCAAAGCACAAACCAAGCAUGACGACAAAGGAAUUGUCUGUAGACCUCAGAGACAGGAAUGGGGAAGGUUACAAAAAAUGUCUGCCUCUCUGAAAGUUCCAAUGAGCACAGUGGCCUCCAUCAUCCAUAAGUGGAAGAUGUUUGGAACCACCAGGACUCUCCCUAGAGCUGGACGGCCAUCUAAGCUGAGAGAUCGGGGGAGAAAGGCCUUAAAUAGGGAGGUGAUCAACAACCCGAUGGUCACUCUGUCUGACCUCCAGCAUUGUAUUGUGGAGAAAGGAGAACCUUACAGAAGGAUAACCAUCUGUGCAGCAAUCCACAAUUAGGCCUGUAUGGUAGAGUGGUCAGACGGAAGCCACUCCCUGCCUGGAAUUUGCCAAAAGGCAUCUGAAGGACUCUCAGACCAUAAGAAACAAAAUUCUCUGGUCUUAUGAGGCUAAAAUUGAACUCUUUUGAGUGAUUGCCAGGCAUUACGUUUGGAGAAAACCAGGCACCACUCAUCACCAGGCUAAUACCAUCCACAGUGAAGCAUGGUGGUGGCAGCAUCAUGCUGUAGGGAUGUUUUUUUUUUUUGCAGCAGCAGCAGGAACUGAAAGACUAGUCAGGAUAGAGGGAAAGAUAAUUGCAGCAAUGUACAGAGACAUCCUAAAUGAAAACCUACUUCAGAGUGCUCUUGACCUCACACUUCAUCUUCCAGCAGCACAAUGACCCAAAGCACACCGCCAAAAUAUCAGUGGAGUAGCUUCACAACAACUCUGUGAAUGUCCUUGAGUGGCCCAGCCAGAGCCCAGACCUAAAUCCUAUAGAACAUCUCUGGAAAGAUCUGAAAAAUGCUGUACACUGUCGCUUCUCAUCCAACUUGAUAGAGCUUGAGAGGUACUGCAAAGAGGAAUGGGCAAAAAAUUCCAAAGACACUUAUGCCAAGCUUGUGGCAUCAUAUUUAAAAAGACUUGAGGCUGUAAUUGCUGCCAAAGGUGCAUCAACAAAGUAUUGAGCAUAGACUGUGAAUACUUCUGUACAUGUGAUUUUUUUCAGGUUUUUUAUUUUUAAUACAUUUGCAACAAUUUAAAAAAAAUCUUUUUUCACAUUGUCAUUAUGGGGUAUUGUGUGUAGAAUUUUGAGGAAAUUCAUUUUGGAAUAAGGCUAUAACAAAAAAUGUGGAAAAAGUAAAGAGCUAUGAAUACUUUCCGCAUGCACUGUAGAUAUCAAUCAUUACAAUUUUGAAAGUGAGUUGUGUUUGGAACACACACAAAAGUACAAUUUAAGGAAUUCACUCUUAACUCUCACUCCUAAAACUAGUGUGCAUGCGGCAAAUGGGCCAUGGGGAACAUACUUUAACAGGUACUUAAACUGUUUUCAGAUGGGUGAAUAUUACUUCAAGCCAAUCAAAGUAAUUUUUAAGCAAUAAGUUUAUAGCACAUGUAGGGCAACAUCUUUGUUAGUUCUUAUCUCUGUGAUGUUUCUGUUAAGUUUGAAGUGGUCAGUUACAACGGGCGUCUGUGGGACUUCAGCAGGUUUCUUGAAGAAGUGUAUGCUUUUCUCUUCAUCUGUAAACGGUAACACACUUCGCUUGUGCAGGAAUGAAUGCGGCCUCCAGUAAUCUCUGUAGAAAUAAUCAAACAUUGUUAAAAUCAGAGCAGUUUUGUUGCAAGGUGGUUCAUUAUUCUCAUUUAGGCACUCACAAAACACUUCCGUGAAGUUAACGUUUAUAUUGAUAGUCUGAAUGGUUCUCUUUCUUUUGUUUUUCCAAGUUGUGGUACAAUAUUUUAGCUGGAUUUAAUUAUUAAAAGAUUUCAAAUGAAAACACUAGGAUGAUUUCUAACCUGAAGUAGAAUUUGCUGUACUGAGAUGAGUAUCUUGGAAUGGCGUUUUUGUCCCAGCUCAGACUGUGGUUCUGAAAGGGUCCAGGAGUAAAUGGAAUAUUGGCCUCCUCCUCUGCUGAGCCAGUCGUUUCAGAAAGCUGGACCACAGAAAUAACGGGAAUGGGCUGAAGAAAAAAUAGGAUUAAGUGUUGAAUAGCAAGCUUAAACCAUUUUAAAGUGUACUGUUAGUCAAGAAAAUAUGCUGGGGAGACGUCAAGGCUUUUUUUCUUGUAUAAAUUACUCUAAAAAUGAGCCAGAUUAAAAUUUGAAAAUUAUAUUUGA